AUGGAUAUAAAAGGAGAGGGUUGUCUACUGCAAAAUGACUCUCAUCAACAAAAGAAUUUUAUUGAAAGUCUGAGCCUUCUCAAGAGUGCAGUCAAUAAGAGAAGAAAGAAGGUAUGUGCGCUUUAGUGAUAUUUUGUGGUUAAGAAAGCGCUUUACUGGUACUAAAUACUAAUGAUAAAGACUGACGGAAGAAAUAUGCAGUGGUUUUUCUAUCCACACAUCUAAUAUUCUUUCUGGCGUCGGUUGAAACACUUUUUUUUCACCACCUGGAAUUUUUUUACAUUUGUAUUGAGAAACCCUCGAAAGUUCCUGCGUAACAUGACUAGCUUUGCUCAAGAAAAGAAAUCUCACCGGUGAAGCGGAAAAUGAUCUAUAAGCUUGUCAAUGUAAGGCGAGAGGACUCGAUUAGCAAGUAAAAGAGAGGUGUCUGGUUUCGAACGUAAAAUUAAUUCAAGUUGAUAGUUUAAACGUAAACAAGCGCAAGGAUCCGCGCGGCUUGCGCCUUGGCGAGUGCUACGCGAAUGUAGGACUCUUCCGAACAACUUUCUCUUUGGAAAUAACUACGCAGUCAUAGCAUGAAUGGCAACUUUCACAACUGUAGAAUGAUUCAGCGACAAGAGCGGCUUAGCGAAGCCAAAACGUGUCAUGACGUUUGAGGAUAACCUGUUUACACUGUGUGACGUGACUAUCAGGUGACAGUUGUUGUUCCUGGCGUGUUCUAUCCGUGACCGACAGAUUUAUUGGUUUGUGACACAAAGAGCGAUUAUCUGUUCUGCCACGACAAUAUCAUUGUUAAAUUCUGCCAGCUAACCGAUAUUUUACUCUGAUCAGACCUUUGACUCUGAGUUAGCAUGAAGGCCGGUGAAUGUUGUGCAUUAAUUCUUACCAAAAGAAUACCCUUCCAUUCAAUCUUGUUUCUAGAGCCUCGAUUCUACUGCAAAGAACCGCAAUAAAAUGAUACUUUUGAUAAGAAUUUUGGUUCUUAACGAGAGAAAAUGCUAUUAGUGGAAUUAAGAGUGCUCGGCAAGGACUUUGUUUUCGAGAGAGAUUUCGAAUGCAUCAUGUUCUGCAUGGAGAUACAAGAGUAUCAUUUAAAGCUUGAAACAAUUGGGUACUGAGAUUUUUCGAUAAUACAUUUCUGGCGUCUAUAACAUAACUAAGGAGCUCUUUAAGUAGAAUUAUCAUUUUUAAUAAGUCCCAAACAUCAGGUAAGCGCGGGAACUUAGUCCCGCGAAAUUUCUGCGCGAGGGUACGAGUGUAUUCUGCGGUAUCUGCGAAAUGGGGUUAUCGUUCUUUCUUUUAGGUAAGGACUUAACUGUGUAUUGUUUCGCGAGAAAGAAAUUCUACUCGCUGGCCUGACCAAUUUGACGCUACUGUAAUUUAAGGUUGUAUGCCUGAUGAUCUCUGUCUUGAGCUACAUGAUGACGCGCGAUAAAUCUCGCUGCUUGGUAACGUGAGCCGAAAUUGAUAAUGCCUAAACCAUUUUAUUAGCAAAGUAAGGUUUACCUUUGCUUAUGUGCCUUCGAAGCAAGAAAAAGAAUUUUUUUGUGGUAAUUUGAUGGCGGUUGCUUAAAAUCACACGGUGUAUCAUUCAACCGUUGGAACCUAACAUGAGCAAGAUGAACUAAUUAUGGAAAGAAUCCUGACAUCACAGCUUAUAUAUUCCUUCCCUGUAACAUGACGGGCUCUUGGUAGGUUAGUGUGUUUUCUAACUAAUUGUACUGCAUUAUUUCGCAGUCUCAAAGGCACAAUCCUUAAUAUGCUCUCGUUCUUUUGUUAUUGCUUACCCACUCUCUUGGGUACUUAGUCCUUAAUUAACUGUCUCAUCUUAGUAUACCUAUAUUUUUUUCUUCCGGUUUAGUUACCCGGUUCUUCUGGUUCUGUCUCUCUUAAGUGGUCAGUCCUAUUUGCACUGUUGUCAUCUGAAGGCAGAACAUUUCCUUUGUUUUUCCACUUGGUUCUGUCUCUCUAGAGUGGUGAGUUUCAUUUGGGCUGUUGUUAUCUGAAGGUACAACCUUUGGUUUUUUUUCUCCUGGCUCUGUCUCUCUUGAGUAGUCAGUCCUAUUUGGGCUGUAGUCAUCUGAAGGCAGAACAUAUCCUUUUUUCCACCUGGCUCUGUCUCUCUUGAGUAGUCAGUCCUAUUUGGGCUGUUGUUAUCUGAAGGCAGAACCUUUUUUUUCUGCUAGCUCUGUCUCUUGGGUAGUCAUUCCUAUUUGGACUGUUAUUAUCUGAAGGCAGAACCUUUACUUUUUUUCACCAGGCGCUGCUUCUCUUGGGUAGUCAGUCCUAUUUGGGCUGUUGUUAUCUGAAGGCAGAACCUUUCUUUUUACUUUCACCAGGCUCUGUCUCUCUCGGAUAAUUGGUCCUAUUUGGGCUGUUGUUAUCUAAGGGCAAAACCUUUCCUUUUUUUCAUCUGGUACUGUAUCAAUUGGGUAGUCAGUCUUAUUUGGGCUGUUUUUAUCUGAAGGCAGAACCUUUGUCUUUUUUUUUUUCCACCCAGCUCUGUUUCUCUUGGGUAGUCAGGUCUAUUUGGACUGUUGUUAUCUGAAAGUAGAGCCUUUCCUUUUUUUUUCUCCUGGCUCUGCCUCCCUCGGGUAGUCAGUCCUAUUUGGGAUGUUUUUAUCUGAAGGCAGAACCUUCCUGUAUUUUCUCUCCUGUUUCUGUCUCUCUUGUGUAGUCAGUCCUAUUUGGGCUGUUGUUAUCUGAAAGCAGAACUUUCCCUUUUUUUCUCCUGGCUCUGUCCUUUGGUAGUCAGUCCUAUUUGGACUGUUUUUAUCUAAAGGCAGAACCUUUCCUUUUUUUUUCUCCUGGCUCUGUCUCUUUUGGGUAGUCAGUGCUAAUUAGGCUAUUGUUAUCUGAAAGCAGAACUUUCCCUUUUUUUCUCCUGGUUCUGUCUUUUGGGUAGUCAGUCCUAUUUGGACUGUUUUUAUCUGAAGGCAGAACCUUUCCUUUUUUUUCUCCUGGCUCUGUCUCUCUUGGGUUGUCAGUCCUAUUUGGGCUGUUGUUAUCUGAGGGUAGAACCUAUCCCUUUUUUAUCAGCUUUUGUCUCUCUUGGGGAGAUGGUUCAUUCUAGACUGUGCGUUUUGUCUAAUGACAAACUAAUUUUGAGUAUGAAUCUCGACAUAAUGAAAUUUACUUGUCUUGAUUGUACAUUUUUUUUCCUUUACAGAUUUAAUGUAAUAUUAACCAUGAAAAACCGUGAUGCCACGUUUCUAUAAUAAAAAAUUAGUUCUCCUGUUGCAACAACCAACCAACUCGAACUGAAUCAACACCAUAUAGUAAGUGCACGUUCCGUUGACAGACUUUCAUGACUUUUUUUCUUGGCGGUGUCUGCCCUCAAAUCUCGUGGAUGUUUCAUUUAAAGAAUAAAUUACCUAUGAGUUAAAUAUACCUCUUCUCGUAACGUACUCCAUUGCAAUUAUAUUUCCAUCUCUACUCUCAACUAUGAUAACUUCCCUUGCUUAAAAAUCAACUUGAGAUACCAGAUGUAAAAUCGAUCAUAGAUUGUUAAAGAGCUUUGUGAGUAAAGAGCUUUUUCUUCUAGUUUUCGUUUGUUUUCUCGCAGCCUAAUACAUGUAGUUAGCUGUGUUCGCAGUGGAGUGUUAGGAAACCCCGGCGGGAAAAGACUUCUAAGAUUUUACUCCUUUAAUGAUCGCUUUAAAAUACAUUACUUCCCUAGUAUUUGCCAAUUAUUUGCUGCUGGCGAAGGGUGCAAAAAAACUCCCUUAUAUAUUUCUCUACAGGGAAAUAUUAUCGGGGAAAAAAACAAAGCUUGAGUUUUGCUGCGCUAUGUGAUCCAUGAGUGUUCUCAUCGUGGUUAGAGUUUGCUGUUUUUUAAGGUGUUGUCUUCCAGAGUGGACAUGCCGUCACCACAUUUUUGUUAGCGUUUAAAAGUCGAAAAAUACAUGGUUUUGGUGAAAAACUUCAUCCUUUUCAAAUCUUAACAACUGUCGAGUUUUAUGUACCAAUAGAAUAGGUCAGCAAAUUUUACGUCGGCGUCGAUCCCUUAUUAUCCUUUACAAAAAGGAAAUUUCGAUCAUUGAGUUAAACCGUAAAAUUUCUUUGGCUUACGUGAGUUGUUAGCUCCACGUUAGGGUUUAACCUUGAAAAAUGCAAGGGCACGUCUACCUAUCUGGAAAACAUUCGUAUUAUGACAAGAAAGGUCAGCUGCAAGGUUUUGGGUUACUCUCGCCAUGCAAUUUAGACGCCGAAAAGUGCUAAAAAAAUAAUUACCGAAAAUUCAUCCGUAAUACCUCGGUCGUAGUGUGGGCGCGAACUCAUAAAUGUUUUUGGUGGGCAAAGCUCGUCGUGAAGCACGAUAUAGUUUUGAAACUGAAAUGUUUCACGGUCCCACGGGUUGCUUAGCUUCUCUACACUUUAAUAAAUGAUUCAGUUGAGCAAUUGGUAUCGUUAUUUAGACCAUCAAUGAGAGAAAAAGACUCGAAUUAGAGUUUGCAUGUACUCCAGGAUUACGAAAGUCACUCUCAAAAAAAGUAACUAAGUUUGCAUUACAACGGAAUUAAAUGGCGGUGUUGUCUAGCUCCGCAGGAAAGUGUAUAUUGAUUUCUGCACGCAGCCAUUUCUUACAAAUAUCAGAAAUGACCCCUUAUCACUUUGUCAACAAUUUCCAAAUUAUGAACACCCAAAACUGACUUGUGAGAUGGAGAUUGAUCUCUUUAAUCUCUUCUUUCCCUAUUGGGAACAAGUUGAGUUUUUCUGUCUCAAGGCUGAACGCGUAUCCAUCAUGCAUCAGGUCCCGAAUGUUUAAAAAGCGGUUAGCGUUAUCCAGGAUUAAACUUUUAACUUGUUAUUAGUUGCCCUUGAAAUAAAGUUUGCAUUAGGGCCUAAGUUUGUGGGGUUUUACCUUAGUGUGACCCAAAAGUGAAGGGAAAAAAUCCAAUUAACAUUGUCUGCAAAGCUACAAAAACUAAACUACAAAUUGUUGGCUAACCCUCGGUUAGCUUAAUCGUACUAAGAACAAUCCGGCCCGGGUUAAUAAACUUUUCUCCUUACAUAGAGAAUUUUCUCUAAGAAAUCUCCCACCGAUAGAAAAAAAUUAAUCUCUCUAAAUGCUCUGAGACGUAAAAGCCCAAUCAGCAUCAUUCUUGUUCUGAUAAACUAAUACGUCUAUCUGUAUGUGUACUUGUAGUUUGUUUCAAGUCCAAGAUGUCAAGCUAUCCUCGAUGAGGUUAUCUUUUACGAGAUGCGGGAUUGGCAGGACAAGAGCAUGGCAAAGAAAUUUUUUCGAUGCCUUUGCCAGUUUUUCGUCGUCUUGCUUGUUACUCCUUUGUUUUACGUUUUCAUUCGACCACCCAUGAAGAUAUGGCGCAGUCUGAGUGAUAUCGAAUGCCUUGCGUACGUAGAGAAGUUAUAUGAGUAUCCCUGCAAUAAGUUUGCAAACCACACCAUGUUUUACAUUGUAUUCCUGUGCCUGCUUUUCGCCUCAACUUUCGGCUUUGAACACGAGUACAGAACAAGCACAACAGGGCUUUCAUCCAUUGGUAAGUUGUGUAGAUUGAUUCUUUACCACUUUGAGUGUAUUAGCUAAGAGCAACGGCUGAUUCAGCUGAUACCGUUUAAUUUCGUAAUGCAUAAUCCUGAAUUAGCUGGCUAAACUAACGGGAGAAGGGGGGGAGGGGUGGAGUAGAGGUGGGGCACUAACCUUCAACUACUCUUUGGGUUAAAAAUGUUGUCUAUUUCUUUAUUUCGUGAUGCAUAAUCCUGAAUUGGGUGGUUAAACUAACGGGAGGGGGGGAGUAGAGGGGGGGGGGUACUUACUUUCAACCACUCUUUGGGUGAAAAAUGUCUUUAUCAGUAGUAACCUCAAACUGCAAGGUUCUGAAAAGGUAAACUAGUGCGACAUUAAAGGAAUUUAAUCAACAUCUCGUUAGCGUGAAGCAUUCACAGUAUUAAAUAUUUCAAAAAAAAAUGAAACAUCGUCUCCAAUUCAUUUCGGCAGAGUCAUUUGCAGUACUGAUUUGUCCACAGAUCACGCUGUCCUUGUUUAUUUCAUCGGUUUCCUUCUACAAGAAAUUUGGGAAGUUUGUCAACAAGGAUUCUGCAUCUAUAUCUCGAAAUGGUGGAAUGUCGUGGACGCAAUUACACUUUUCACACUCCUGGCAGCUUAUACAGUAUGGCUCGUCACAUGGCUAAGCGUUUAUAAAGAAUGGCAACCGAGGAAGAAUGCCUUCAUUGUGGCAGAUGUCUUGUAUGCAAGCGCCACAGUGUUAGCGUUCUUUCACCUGGCUCACGCAUUUCAAGUCAGCUCAACUCUUGGCCCUUUGCAGCUUUCAUUGUACAGAAUGCUGAAAGAUGUGGCCAAGUUUCUUUUCAUUUUUCUGAUGCUUUUCAUUGCAUUUGCAACCGGCCUCAUAAAAAUUUAUUCAUACUAUGUGGUCUCUCAAGUGAAACUUCGUGAAGAGGGCGAGAGCAAAUUCCAGGACUUCCAUCCAUAUGCUGAGUAGGUGGAUACUAUUGCGAUAUUUAUAUAAGAGAGUGGGCGCCCAUAAGCAAACAUACAAUAUUUCAUCUAUAAUUUUAUAGAAAAAUAUUGCUAAAAGAAAUUUAAAGUGCUUUAAUUGAUUUGAUGAGUGGACGGACGAAGAAAGACUUAUGCCCAUGUAAUCGGACAGAUAGACAAACAUCACGGCCCAGUUGUUUAAAGGUCGGAUAACGCUAUCCAACGGAUAAAUUACUAUCCAGUGGAUAAGUAAUAGCAAAAUGUAUAGCGUCAACUACCGUAUAGAGUUUUAUCCAGUGCAUAGCGUUAUCCCCAUCUUCAAACAAUCGAGGCCAGACGUAUAGUUCACAUGACAUCAGCUGACCAGUGAAAAAGAUAUCUCAUAUUUUCAUCAUUCGAAACUUUUCAGGCACGAGAUCACUUUUAUUGGCUUGGUCUGGUUACUGGUUGGCUACGUGGAAGAAGACAAAAUAAGGGUUGAUGAUCCUGCCUUUUACCUUACACAACUGUUUGGUCGCUUGGGUUUCCUCAUCUACCUGGUUUGUACCGUUAUCGUUGCUUUGAACAUGCUGAUCGCCAUGAUGAAUAACUCCUGCGACAGAGUUAUGGUAGGUCUCAAAUUGUGGUUUGUGACAGAUUUUGACUUGAUAUAAUAGUUUCGAGAAUGAUGUUUGCUAGUUGGCUUUUUACUCAGUGACAUAAACCACGUUGAUUAGCACACUAUCAUCAUGAUUGAUCCGUAGCAUGACGACUCAUAUCAAUUCGAGGGAAUUCAGUCAACCUUCGCAGAAAUCACUAAAUUCCUCUUAUUACUGAGUAUACAUACCUAGUCAGUCGAUCACGGAUAAGCUUAAACUCUUUCCAAACCUUGGGGGAAAUUUAUGUGAGUUAUUACAUGUGAUAGAUUUUAACUUAGAAAAUGAACUUUGGUUUUUAGGGUGAUGAGGACAAAGAGUGGAAGUUUUCAAGGGCUCAAAUGUGGUUAGAAUAUAUCGACAAAGGAAAUGUAAUACCAGUACCUUUUAACCUUCUGUAUUAUAUCUUUUAUUUCUGCUUUUUCCUUAUAUACCUCGUUUACUGGAUGGUAAGGGGAGUCUGCAGAUGCAAUUGUAAUAAGAAGGUAAAU
Molecule: messenger RNA, 7586 nt
Organism: Pocillopora meandrina
Lineage: Eukaryota; Metazoa; Cnidaria; Anthozoa; Scleractinia; Pocilloporidae
Source: the annotation of a GenBank genome assembly